Molecule: messenger RNA, 2688 nt
Organism: Podospora pseudocomata
Lineage: Eukaryota; Fungi; Ascomycota; Sordariomycetes; Sordariales; Podosporaceae
Exons: 1
Coding region: 1-2688 (895 amino acids)
Biological process (GO): carbohydrate metabolic process
Molecular function (GO): hydrolase activity, hydrolyzing O-glycosyl compounds
Source: RefSeq, a predicted model, not a curated record
AUGCGCCUCCAACCGUUAACCGUUGGCGUUUCUGCUGCCGCGAACUUGCAUUCGGUCGCGGCCGACCCGUUGGUAUUCCUGAACGGCCAGGUCACGGCCAUCCCAUCGUGGGACCUCCAGUCAUCAGCAGAGAUCGGUACAGAUCUUGCGGCUCUGUCGAAAACAGGUGUCGACACCUCAUCAUGGCGCCACAUCACCACAUCGAAGUGCACUCUGAUGAGCUGCCUGAUCAACGCCGGGGUUUACAGUGAGGAUGAUCUGUUCUACUCAGAAAACAUGAAGAGGGUGGAUGACAGGCAGUUCUCAGUCCCAUGGACGUACCGACAGGAGUAUUCGCUCGAACCUGGCCCUGGGAAGCACUUCUUCCUCAAGACGCAUGGAAUUACUUCACGAGCCGACAUCUUCUUGAACGGAAAGCAAGUCGCAUCAAAAGAUCAGCAAGCCGGUUCGUUUGCUGGCAAGAACUAUGACAUCACCAAGCUAGUCGCCAAACAGAAUGCUCUUGCUAUUCAGGUGCACCCUACAAGCUACUACCACGAUUUUGCUCUUGGGUGGGUGGAUUGGAACCCAUGGCCGGCCGACAACGGGACCGGCGUGUGGAGAGACGUUGAAGUCAAGCAAACGGGACCUGUAGCGCUGGAGAGCUUGCGGAUCAUCACAAAGGUUGGACCGACGGUUGAGAGACUAAAGGACCCAGCAACUGUCACGCUCAAAUCUCGUGCUGAGAAUUUGGAGGACAAACCCAUGGUUGUGACAGCUCAUGGUUCCGUCUUUGCACCGUUUGGACGGAAGGCAGCCCCGAUAACAUGGAGCAAACAGCUCACCCUUCCACCACGAUCCAUCACCGACAUCGUCCUCGAAACCACCGUGACCGACCCAGCCAUAUGGUGGCCAAAACAAUGGGGCGAUCAACCCCUCUACAGCGGAGCCCUCGCCAUCACCGUCAACAACACCCUCUCCGACUCCAUCACCCAACAAUUCGGCCUCCGCAGCGUCACCUCCAAGCUCAACUCCCACCAAGACGUCACCUACAUCGUCAACCACAUCCCCUUCCAAGUCAUUGGCGCAGGCUACACCCCCAACAUCUUCCUCCAAUUCGACCCCUCCAGAUGGGAAGCCGAACUCCAGUACGUCCUCGACCUCGGCCUCAACACCGUCCGCCUCGAAGGCAAAAACGAGCACCCCAUCCUUUACGAAAUCGCCAACCGCCUCGGGAUAUUCCUCAUGCCAGGCUGGGAAUGCUGCGACAAGUGGGAGUCCUGGUCCUACAACCACGACCUCUUCCUCAACCCACCACCAGUCUGGUCAAACGCCGAUUACACCAUAGCCAACAACUCGAUGCUCCACGAAGCAGCCAUGCUCCAAACCCACCCCUCCGUCCUGACCUACCUCAUCGGAUCAGAUUAUUGGCCUGACGCACGCGCCACACCCAUCUACCUCAACGCCCUGAAACACUACGACUGGCAGACUCCCAUCAUCGGGUCGGCUUCCAAAAGAGGGUACUCCCCCCUCACCGGCCCCUCGGGCAUGAAAAUGGAAGGACCCUACGACUGGGUCCCCCCAAACUACUGGUACGAGACCUCCCCUCCCCGCGCAGGCUCAGCUUUCGGUUUCGGGUCAGAACUCGGCGCCGGAGUGGGAACCCCCACCGUAUCCUCCCUAACGAAAUUCCUCUCCCCUUCUGACCUUGACGACCUCUGGAAAAACCCGACAAAGCCAUUAUAUCACAUGUCCCGCGAAGGAUCAGAGUUCACCACACGACAAAUCUACCACUCUGCCCUUUCCGCACGGUGGGGUAGUCCGACAUCAUUGGAGGAUUAUCUCAUGAAAUCGCAAAUAAUGGACUACGAGGCUACAAGAGCGCAGUUUGAGGCUUUUGCGGUGAAAUGGAGUGAUAGGAACAGACCGGCAACGGGAUUGAUAUAUUGGAUGCUGAAUAAUGCGUGGCCGUCGCUGCAUUGGAAUGUUUGGGAUUAUUACAUGAAGCCGGGGGGGAGUUAUUAUGGUGCGAAAGCUGGGGCUAGGAGGGAGCAUGUUGUUUAUGAUUAUACCACGAAGGAGGUUUGGAUAGUUGAUAGGACGGUUGAUGAUUUAUAUCGGGAGAGGGAGGUGGAGAUACAGGUUGUGGGGUUGGAUGGGGGGGUGAAGUUUGGGAGUUUGGUGAAGGUGGAGAGUUUGCCUAAUGGGAGUGGGAGGGUGGCGGGGUUGGGCGGGGAAGGGGCGUUGGGUUAUUUGACGGGGGGGGUGUUUUUACGGCUGGUGCUCAGGGAUGGGGAUGGGGGGGUGCUUAGUCGGAAUGUGUACUGGUUGAGUAAGGAGUUGGAUCGGUUGGAUUGGGGGGAGACGACUUGGUUUGUGACGCCGGUGGGGAGGUAUGCGGAUUACAAAGAGUUUAAUACACUCAAGGAGGCGGAGAUGACAGUUGGGGUGGAGAGGAGGGGUGAGAAAGAGGUCGUGGUUAAUUUGGAGAAUAGGGCUAGUGUGCCGGCGUUUUUUGUUGGUUUGGAGUUGUUGGAUGGGGAUGGGAAUGAUGUUUUGCCGUUGACUUGGGAGGAUAAUUAUGUCACUUUGUGGCCGGGGGAGAAGAUACGUUUGGUUGCCAAGUCGGUUGGUUCACGAGGGUGGCAGCCGGCGAGUGUUCGUGUGGGAGGUAAGAAUGUCAAGGAGAUGCUUGUCAGUGUAUCUUAG